CCUUUUGAUGCCACAGUCAAGUACGUCCUUGAAGGUCACGACAGAGGUGUAAACUGGGCUGCUUUUCAUCCCACCCUGCCUCUUAUUGUCUCCGGUGCAGAUGACCGCAAAGUAAAGCUGUGGCGUACCAAUGGUAACUAAUAUUAUUUUGAAAUACCAAAAGGUGAGUUAGUGAUGAGUGUUUUCUAAUCAAAAAUAUUAAAAAAAAAUUGCAGAAACUAAAGCAUGGGAAGUGGAUACACUGCGAGGGCAUUCGAGUAACGUUUCGUCAGUUAUGUUCCACGCGAAACAUGACUUAAUUGUAUCCAACUCGGAGGAUAAGAGCAUCCGUGUCUGGGACGCUACCAAGCGAACUGAAAUCAAGACUUUCCGUCGCGAAAACGAUAGAUUCUGGAUACUCGCAGCUCAUCCCGAGACGAAUCUACUAGCAGCCGGACACGACAGCGGAUUGAUCGUCUUCAAACUUGAAAGAGAGCGUCCUGCGUUUGCUUUGAGUGGUGAUUCUUUGCUCUACGCCAAGGAUGGUUUUCUGCGUCGCUACGAAUAUUCAACUCAGAAAGACUCCCAAGUUAUCCCUAUACAGCGUCGUACUCCUGACAGUUCUCCAAGCUUGAAUCAGAGUCCUCCUCCAAGGACUCUAUCAUACAGUCCGACGGAAAAUGCAGUUUUGAUCAGCUCAGAUCUUGAUGGCGGUUCUUACGAGCUGUACAUCAUACCAAAAGAUAGGAGUGAGGAUGCGAAGAGGGGGACUGGUGGUGGUUCUGCGGUAUUCAUCGCCCGUAAUCGGUUUGCUGUUCUCGAUAAAAGCACCGGCCAGGAGGAGGUGGUGGUGGUGCUAGUAGUGAAGAAUCUAAAGAACGAGGUGGUUAAAAAGAUUCCUCUCCCUAUUCCCACCACAGAUGCUAUCUUUUACGCUGGGACCGGAACUCUGCUAUGUAGAUGUGAGGAUAAAGUGGUUACGUUCGACCUUACGCAAAGACUUGUCCUCGGUGAAGUUCACACACCGUCCGUUAGGCAUGUUGUUUGGUGGUCUAAUGAUAUGGAGAGUGUUGCUUUGCUCAGCAAGCAUACUAUCAUUCUCGCCAGCAAAAAACUUGCCCUCUUGUGCACGCUCCACGAGACGACAACACGUGUGAAGAGAGGAGCUUGGGAUGACGACAACGGUGUCUUCAUCUACACUACUUCGAACCAUGUCAAGUACUGUCUUCCUAAUGGGGACAGUGGAAUCAUCCGAACCCUGGAUGUCCCUAUCUACGUCACCAAGGUUUCGGGUGAUAAAAUCUUUUGCUUGGAUCGGGACGGGAAAAACAGGGAGAUCACCGUUAAUGCUAGUGAGUACAUGUUCAAGCUUGCGCUGAUGGGAAAGAGAUUUGAUCAUGUAGCGAGGAUGAUAAAAAGCUCUCGGAUAAGUGGGCAGGCUAUGGUUGCUUAA
Brassica napus (rape) is the source of this 1432-nucleotide messenger RNA. Its product is annotated as coatomer subunit alpha-2-like. The record is from RefSeq and is a predicted model, not a curated record. NCBI's taxonomy places the organism in Eukaryota, Viridiplantae, Streptophyta, Magnoliopsida, Brassicales, Brassicaceae. Gene Ontology annotation, cellular component: COPI vesicle coat. The transcript has a single exon. Gene Ontology annotation, biological process: intracellular protein transport; endoplasmic reticulum to Golgi vesicle-mediated transport; retrograde vesicle-mediated transport, Golgi to endoplasmic reticulum. Gene Ontology annotation, molecular function: structural molecule activity; protein binding. The coding region runs from base 275 to 1432 and encodes 385 amino acids.